This is a messenger RNA of Neopsephotus bourkii (Bourke's parrot), 6903 nucleotides long. It is a transcript of the gene MPDZ, whose product is annotated as multiple PDZ domain crumbs cell polarity complex component. Lineage: Eukaryota; Metazoa; Chordata; Aves; Psittaciformes; Psittacidae. The transcript has 50 exons. The coding region runs from base 215 to 6634 and encodes 2139 amino acids. Gene Ontology annotation, molecular function: protein binding. The record is from RefSeq and is a predicted model, not a curated record.
GGGCGGGGGGGCUGCGGGACAGGAUUAGGUUUCAGGCGGCCGGGGCGUGCCUGAGUGCGCUUUCCCCGCGGCGCGGCUAGGUGCCGUUACUUGGGGACGAGAAGGAAGAAGGCGGAGAGCGGGGCUGGGCCGCGGGGGCCGCUGAGCCGCUGGGAGAAAUACUGUAUUUGCUGCCUCUUACCAUUAUUGGAAUAGAAGUUGAUAAGCAGAAGAUAUGCUGGAAACAAUCGAUACACAUCGGGCCCUCCAGGCCAUGGAGCGCUUACAGGAAAAACUUCGGGAUCGAGGUGACAUUGCAAAUGAGGAGAAGCUGAGCUUAUUAAAAUCGAUGCUGCAGAGUCCUCUCUUUAACCAAAUUCUCAACCUUCAGACUUCUGUUCAGCAACUGAGAGAUCAGGCAAAUAUUACACUUUCCAUACAUUCCACUGGUGAAUUACCACAACUUCUGCACCAUGGUGCCAACACGGGGUCCUUGCCACAUAAUGAGUCAUAUCUGUUGGCUCAGCAGAAUGGCAGCCCAGCUAAUGUGCUGGAAGCAUCGGUGAGAUCCAUUACUCCUCAGAUUAAUGGGAAGUCCUCUAGUGAUGACUUUGAGCAGCUGAUCAGAAAUAUGUCUCAGGGUCGUCUUGUUGAGACCAUUGAGCUUACUAAACCUUUAAGUGGUGGUCUGGGCUUCAGUGUUGUGGGACUCAAGAGCGAAAACAGAGGUGAACUGGGAAUAUUUGUGCAAGAAAUCCAGGAGGGAAGUGUGGCACAUAGAGAUGGAAAGCUGAAGGAAGCAGAUCAAAUCCUUGCUAUUAACGGACAAGCCCUUGAUCAGACAAUUACACAUCAACAAGCUAUCAGCAUUUUACAGAAAGCAAAAGAUAAUGUCCAGCUAGUUGUGGCCAGGGGUGCUUUCCCUCAGCUCGUCAGUCCUGUAGUUUCCAGGUCUCCCUCUGCUGCUAGCACAGUUUCUGCCCAUUCCAACCCGGUUCACUGGCAGCAUGUGGAGACCAUUGAGUUGGUGAAUGAUGGCUCAGGUCUGGGAUUUGGGAUAGUGGGAGGAAAGUCAACUGGAGUCAUUGUUAAAACAAUCCUCCCAGGAGGGGUGGCUGAUCAGCAUGGGAGAUUGUGCAGUGGAGACCACAUCCUGAAAAUUGGUGAUACGGACCUAGCUGGAAUGAGCAGUGAGCAGGUGGCACAAGUUCUGAGGCAGUGUGGAAAUCGAGUGAAACUGGUAAUUGCAAGAGGUCCUAUCGAGGAACCGUCUCCACCAGCAGUCCCUCCAUGUACACCAGUAUCCAACUCCACGCCAGAGAAGCAGGCAGAUGCUUCUGUUGAUAGCUGUGAAGAUGGGGAGAAAUUUAACGUUGAACUCACUAAAAACAACCAGGGAUUAGGAAUAACUAUUGCUGGUUACAUUGGAGACAAAUCGUCAGAACCUUCUGGUAUUUUUGUGAAAAGCAUUACAAAGGGCAGUGCUGUUGAACAUGAUGGCAGAAUCCAUGUGGGAGAUCAAAUUAUAGUUGUGGAUGGAACAAAUCUGCAGGGGUUUACUAACCAGCAAGCAGUUGACGUUUUGCGGCACACAGGACAAACAGUUCGGCUCACUUUGAUCAGAAGAGGGCUUAAGCAGGAAAAUCAUAUUCAGCCCCAGGAGGACUUCAGUGCUGCUGUUGAAAAGGACUUACUGUUCCAAACAAUGGAUAGUAGCACAGCCAAAGGUAACAGUGAAACAGAACAGGGAUCCCCAUCCCUGCCAUGCAGUGCCAGUGUAGUAAAUACUGGAGAGGAUGUGAAACAACAGGAAACAGAUUUCCAGCUAACUACUACAGAAGAAGCAGCUACAAAGGCAAAGUGGCAGAGGAUUAUGGGUUCGAAUUAUGAAAUAGUGGUGGCUGUAGUUAACAAAUAUAGUGAAAGCAGUGGGUUAGGGAUAAGCCUUGAAGCUACAGUGGGACAUCAUUUCAUCAGAUCUAUCUUACCAGAGGGGCCAGUUGGACGAAGCGGCAAGCUGUUCAGUGGAGAUGAGCUGCUGGAAGUGAAUGAGAUAUCUUUGCUCGGAGAAAACCACAAGGAUGUAGUCAAUAUCUUGAAAGAAUUGCCUGUUAAGGUGACAAUGGUGUGCUGUCGUCCGGUAACUUCCCCCAUCACUCUUCCAGAAGUACUGGAGAAUCUAAGUCUGUCUGACGUUCAGCUCACAGAAAAGGCUCACGUAGACCUUGGAUUCAUUGGCUCCUCUGACACAGAGGGAACAGCUUUGGAAAUAGCUGACGAGGGUCAGAGAAUGGAAGAGGUGCAAAGCUCUUCUUUGGCAAUGUGGGAAGCAGAAGUGCAGCACAUUGAGCUGGAGAAAGGGAGUGCAGGACUUGGAUUUAGCAUAUUGGACUACCAGGAUCCUGUUGAUCCAGCGAACACCGUAAUUGUGAUUCGCUCAUUAGUUCCUGGGGGAGUGGCUGAGCAAGAUGGCAGACUUCUUCCUGGAGAUCGGCUUAUGUUUGUCAACGAUACCAACUUGGAAAAUGGGACCUUGGAGGAAGCAGUACAAGCACUGAAAGGAGCCCCAACAGGAACAGUUAAAAUAGGAGUUGCCAAACCACUACCUCUUUCACCAGAGGAGGGCUAUGUCUCUGCUAAGGAAGAUUGCUUUUUCUACGCUGCCCAGUCACUUGAGGAGGAGGGGCCAGCUGAUGCAGCCCUCUUCCAUGCUGAGCUGGCUCUGGUGGACUCCAGUGAGGCAGAUCUAGUGGAUGAGUCCACCUUUGAAUCACAGUAUUCUCUAGAGAGUGACGUGUUCCAGGCUUCAAUGAUAGCUGUUCAUGGCAGUGCCUGUAGCGGUGAGCAGAACUACACCUUCUGUCUUCCACUGUCAACUCCCAAGUCUGUUGGAGAGGAAUGUUCAAAUGCUGCAGCCGAUUUCCAUGUGUCUGACAAGAAUCUAUACAACAUGGAUCUGAAUCAGAAAGAGCAAAAGUCUGUAGCAGGGAAUAGCCUGGAAACUGCCACUGGUUUUACUAAAAAGGAUCUUCUGCCUCUGAAUGUUUCGGGUGCCAACCAAAAUGAAAGUGAAAACACAGCAACAUGGACUGGAUCUCAGAAAACAUCAGAAAUUGCACUAAGUACAGGCCUUGCUACUACCAUGCAGCUUGAUCCCACUGGAAAAGAUCAAGUGCUUUUGAUGGAAAAGAGAUGCCCUGUAGCGUUGGAGGGAAUUUCCACAAUCCCAAAUUCAGCCAAAAAUGUGUAUGAGAAGACUAUCACUAUCGCAAAAGGCAAUUCAAGUUUAGGGAUGACAGUAAGUUCCAAUAAAAAUGGUUCAGGAAUGAUAGUCCGCAGCGUCAUUCAUGGAGGCUCAAUAAGUCGUGAUGGACGGAUUGGUGUAGGGGACUGCAUCCUGUCCAUUAAUGAAGAGUCAACCACUGACUUAACCAACGCACAAGCCCGGGCUAUGCUAAGAAGGCAUUCGCUCAUUGGACCAGAUAUAAAAUCUUCUCCAGCACCUGCUGAUGAUCAGGCCCUCUGUUAUGUUAUUACAUAUGUGCCAGCAGAAAAUUUGGACGAGUACAUGGCCAGUUUGGGACAACAAACAGAGGGAACUGUGUCACUUGAGCUUUUGUCUUCACAUACUGUUAGCAGGGAACUCCCAGAGCUUCCAGAACGUGAAGAGGGGGAGGGAGAAGAAAGCGAACUUCAAAAUGCAGCUUUCAGUAACUGGAACCAGCCCAGAAAGGUUGAACUCUGGAGAGAGCCUAGCAAGUCACUGGGAAUCAGCAUUGUUGGAGGACGAGGGAUGGGGAGCCGCCUGAGUAAUGGAGAAGUGAUGAGAGGGAUAUUUAUCAAGCACAUCUUGGAAGACAGCCCAGCUGGCAAAAAUGGGACGCUAAAAACCGGAGAUCGGAUUGUAGAGGUGGAUGGAAUUGAUCUCAGAGAUGCCAGCCAUGAACAAGCUGUGGAAGCCAUACGGAAGGCAGGCAAUCCUGUAGUCUUUAUGGUACAGAGCAUUAUAAGCAAACCGAGGCCAGAUUCUCUUUAUAGCCCUUCUUCAGCUUCUGCUCACUGUGGGCAGAAAACUACUAACCCCUUUUAUCGUCUGUCAUCUAAGAACCCUUCCCUGCCUUUCCCGCAGAACAGUCUCUUCUGUAGGCCAGCUGUCUUCAGCAGCACUAACCCGUUUGCUGAUUCUUCUCAGUUCAACACUGACAAGGAGGUAUCGAAUCCAAUUAGAGUUACCUUCCGUUGUUCCCCAACUAACCCUUUUGCUCCCACACCGUUCAAGGUAUUUGGUCAAUCUGAUUUAGAACAAGAAAAGACUUCACUGUGUAACUUGCCUGUGCCCCCACCUUCCACAUUUUCAGGAAUGAGCUGUGAUGUCGCACAGUCAUCUUCUAGCACAGUCCCAGAGGAUGGGCAUAAAGAGGAUGAGUUCGGUUACAGCUGGAAAAAGAUUGUGCAGCGCUAUGGAAGUCUGCCUGGGGAGCUACACUUGAUUGAACUGGAAAAAGGAAGAACAGGUCUGGGACUUAGUCUUGCUGGUAACAAAGACCGAUCCAGGAUGAGUGUCUUUAUAGUGGGAAUUGAUCCAAAUGGAGCAGCUGGUAAAGAUGGCAGGUUGCAAAUUGCAGAUGAGUUACUAGAGAUAAAUGGGCAAAUACUGUAUGGAAGGACUCAUCAGAAUGCUUCCUCAAUAAUCAAGUGUGCACCAUCUAAAGUAAAAAUAAUCUUUAUUAGAAAUAAAGAUGCAGUAAAUCAGAUGGCUGUUUGCCCUUCAAAGUCAAUAGAGGCUUCACAGUGUACCUCAGGGACUCUUCCAGAGAUUGAUAUCACUGCUGCAGACUCCAGUGGUUGUUCUGACUUCAGUUCCUGGAAAAACAUUCAGUAUGUCGAGCUCCCUAAGGAUCAAGGAGGCUUUGGAAUUGCCAUUAGUGAAGAUGACACAAUUCAUGGAGUAGUUAUUAAGAGUUUAACAGAUCAUGGUGCAGCAGCAAAGGAUGGACGAAUAAAAGUUGGAGAUCGGAUCCUGGCGGUGGAUGAUGAAAUUGUUUUGGGAUAUCCAGUAGAAAAGUUUAUUAAUCUGCUGAAGACAUCCAAAACUAUGGUGAGGCUUACAGUCAACUCAGUGGAGACAGAUAGCCUGACUGCAGCACCAGUUCCUCCCAGUACAGCCCCAGUGGAGAGGAGGAGUAUGCAGCCACCAGCAAGUUUUCCCUCUUCCAGCUCACCAGAACCAGAAGCCAUGAAAAACACAAGCAGAUCUUCAACUCCAGCCACAUUAGUCUCUGACCCAGCUACUUGUCCCAUCAUUCCUGGAUGUGAAACAACCAUUGAUAUCUCCAAAGGGCGGACUGGUCUUGGUCUGAGCAUUGUUGGAGGAGCAGACACUUUGCUGGGAGCAAUUAUAAUCCAUGAAGUAUAUGAAGAAGGAGCAGCAUCUAAAGAUGGGAGACUGUGGGCUGGGGAUCAGAUAUUAGAGGUGAACGGAAUUGACCUCAGAAAUGCCACACAUGAUGAAGCGAUAAAUGUCCUCCGACAGACUCCCCAAAAAGUUCGUCUGACUGUAUACAGAGAUGAGGCCCAGUACAAGGAGGAAGACAUGUAUGAUGUACUCAAUAUAGAGCUCCAAAAGAAGCCUGGCAAAGGCCUUGGGCUGAGUAUUGUUGGGAAAAGAAAUGAUACAGGGGUGUUUGUGUCAGACAUCGUCAAAGGAGGAAUAGCAGAUACAGAUGGAAGAUUGAUGCAGGGAGACCAGAUACUGACAGUGAAUGGAGAAGAUGUUCGAAAUGCUAACCAGGAGGCUGUUGCAGCUUUGCUAAAGUGUUCUCUAGGUAUGGUAAGACUAGAGGUUGGAAGAAUAAAAGCUGGUCCAUUCCACUCCGAGAGGAGAACAUCCCAGAGCAGCCAGGUCAGUGAAGGAAGCAGCAGUCUCUCAUCCUUCACUUUCCCAGUUUCUGGGUCCAGUGCACCUGAGGUCUCCGAAAGUGGUCUAAAGAAGAAUACCACAGCUUCUGAAAUACAGGGACUAAGAACAGUGGAAAUAAAAAAGGGCCCUGCAGAUUCACUAGGAGUGAGCAUUGCUGGAGGUGUAGGAAGUCCUCUUGGGGAUGUUCCUAUAUUUAUUGCCAUGAUGCACCCAAAUGGAGUUGCAGCUCAGACUCAAAAACUCAGAGUUGGGGACAGGAUUGUUAGCAUCUGUGGAACAUCUACAGAGGGCAUGACUCACUCCCAAGCUGUUAGUCUCUUAAAGAAUGCUUCAGGCACUAUUGAGUUGCAGGUUGUAGCUGGAGGAGAAGUGAGUGUCGUAACUGGUCAUCAGCAGGAUCCACCUACGUCCAGUCUUUCAUUUGCAGGACUAACUUCAACCAGCAUUUUUCAGGAUGAGUUAGGACCUCCUCAGUACAAGACCAUUACUCUGGAUAGAGGACCAGACGGCCUAGGCUUUAGUAUUGUAGGUGGUUAUGGCAGUCCCCAUGGAGACUUACCUAUUUAUGUGAAGACGGUGUUUGCAAAGGGUGCAGCAGCAGAAGAUGGACGCCUGAAGAGAGGGGAUCAAAUCAUUGCUGUGAAUGGGCAGAGUUUAGAAGGGGUGACCCAUGAGGAAGCUGUUGCUAUUCUGAAAAGGACAAAAGGAACAGUCACUUUGACUGUUUUGUCGUGAACUGGCUACCUGAAGGGGUAGGGUCAACAAGACUAUGUUAUUUACACUCCACAUAGCAAAGAGAAUGGAAAUGUUUGUAUAGCCUUCUUGCUUUUUCAGCUUCACAGAACUGUUACAACACUGAAGAAUAACAACAUUUAAUCACGUUUUUGUAUACAAUAGAAGUAUUUCUCUUACUGUCAAGCCACUGGGAUGAAGUUAUGUCAGCUAUGUAAAGACACGGAUAUUUUUCCUACUAGUGUUAUACUUACUGAAUGCUUCUAAGUCAC